AUGGCGGCGGCCGCCGGUGUGCCGGUUCGGGUGUGCCACCAGGAGAUCGUCAAGUUCGACCUGGAGAUCAAGGCGGCCGUGCAGGACAUCCGUGACUGCCCGGGGCCGCUCAGUGCUCUCACGGAGCUUAACGCUGCCGUGAAGGAGAAGUUCCGCCACCUCCGCGGCCGCAUCCAGGAGCUCGAACAGAUGGCAAAGGAGCAAGAUAAAGAGUCGGAGAAACAAGCAUUGCUGCGGGAAGUGGAAAACCAUAAGAAACAAAUGCUCAGCAAUCAGGCAGCUUGGAGAAAGGCAAAUCUAGCCUGCAAAAUUGCUAUUGACAACUCUGAGAAAGAUCAGCUGCUGCAGGGAAGAGACCCCUUACGACAAAGGAAGACUACAAAGGAAAGUCUGGCAGAGAGUGCAAGUAACAUCACAGAGAGUCUGAUGGGCAUUAGCAGGAUGAUGUCACAGCAAGUCCAGCAGAGUGAGGAGACUGUGCAAACCCUAGCCAAUUCUUCACGAACCAUCCUGGAAGCAAAUGAAGAAUUUAAGUCCAUGUCUGGGACAAUCCAGCUGGGGCGAAAGCUGAUCACAAAGUACAACCGCAGGGAGCUGACGGACAAGCUGCUCAUCUUCCUCGCCCUCGCCUUGUUCCUGGCCACAGUGCUCUAUAUCUUGAAAAAAAGACUUUUUCCCUUCUUGUAAAAUUCCAAAGCUGAACUGGACUAUUAGAAAGGGUCAGAAAGAGAUGGCAUAAUAACGGUGGGGCUUUUACAUAAAAUGAUAAAGUGAUAUUGCAAUAGUGAAGGGGUGCUAGAGCAGGCAUGACUUUAUACUGACCCCAUGGAGGUGUGGCCUGC
Indicator indicator is the source of this 842-nucleotide messenger RNA. RefSeq names its product BCL2 interacting protein 1 (gene BNIP1). Gene Ontology annotation, biological process: retrograde vesicle-mediated transport, Golgi to endoplasmic reticulum. Gene Ontology annotation, molecular function: SNAP receptor activity. The record is from RefSeq and is a predicted model, not a curated record. Gene Ontology annotation, cellular component: endoplasmic reticulum; SNARE complex. NCBI's taxonomy places the organism in Eukaryota, Metazoa, Chordata, Aves, Piciformes, Indicatoridae. The coding region runs from base 1 to 687 and encodes 228 amino acids. The transcript has 6 exons.